GGGGUCUUGGCCCAUGGGUGAGCCGUGGACCGGUGAUUUUGGCUCUCCGCCACGUUUUUCGCCGAAUCGAAAAUUUGAGUUUUUCGAGAGGAGCCCGCCCAUCGCCGCCGCAAAAUUUUUCCCCAAUUUCUCCCUCUUCUCCACUUCGCCUAUUUGAGCAAUCCGCUUCAGAGAUUUUGCGGCGGGUUGGAUGUCAUAGCGCCAUCGUGGAGGGGUUCGAAGCGGCAGGAUUAGAGGAAGAGGCGAGCAAAUGAUCUGGUGAGGUUUUUGAAUCUGAGCAGGAGGCUGAGGAGGAUUUCCGGGGGAUAGGAGGAGAAGGAACUCUAGCUAGGAUUCAUACGAGUAGAAGUAAGGAUCAGAGAGAAGACCAAGGAUAUUACAGCAAUAUGCCUGAGAUGAGGGAUAGCAAGAGGACGGCCCUUGGCGAGCUCUCCGGCGGUGGCGGGUUCUUCAUCAGGAGGGUGGCCUCGCCGGGUGCUCUUGCGGCGAGGGGCCCCGGGAAGCCGUUGGCUCGGCGGUUCAUACGGCCAUCGAACAACAAGGAGAACGUGCCCCCGGUUUGGGCUGUGAAGGCCACAGCCACAAAGAGGAGAAGCCCACUUCCUGAUUGGUACCCGAGGACGCCGUUGCGUGACAUCACGGCGAUUGCAAAGGCUAUUCAGAGAAGCCGCUUAAGGAUUGCUGCUGCUCAGCAGCGAAGCCAGACACCUGAGCAGAAUACUCCCCAUUGCACUGAAGUUCGGGACUCCCUUGAUGUUGAACCUGGCAUCAACUCAACUCAAAUUGUUGCGACCCCUGCAUCUAGCUUGGCCAAGGACAGUCUGAAGAUUUUCUCCUCGCCAUCUGAAACAUCACUUGUUACCCCGUCCAAGCCGAUGGAUCCAGUCCUUCUGGAUGAUAUGGAGAAGAAACUGUCCAGCUCAAUAGAGCAGAUAGAGAAGAUGGUGAGGAGAAACCUGAAGAGAACUCCGAAGGCGGCGGCUGCUCAGCCUUCCAAGAGGGCCAUCCAGAGGCGCACACUCAUGUCGAUGCGUUAAGGUGUAUGCUCUGCUUCAUAGUUGGGAAGGGGAGAAAGUCCAUCUCAGACUUCUUCCCUCUUGCCUGCUGCUUCCAUAUCUGAUAACUUAAACUGCUCAAUGUGCUGCUGCUAUUCUCCUUCUAGGCUUACCAUUGCAUGGUGCUCUGCUCGAGGACCUAGUUCUAGGAUUAACAGCUGGAAGUGCCAGGUGUGCUGUCAAUGGCAAUGGCUCAUUCUUCUGCAGUAGAACAACUGAACUGUAGCUCGUGCCACCGUGUCAGCUGUGCUGUCACUGGCAGUGGUUUAUGCUAUUGUAGAACCAUGUGUUCUACUACUAGUUGCAGUGGACCAAGGAACAACUGAACUCUGUAGAAAUACUUGUUUUUGCUGCAAUAUUGCACGAACCACUACUGUAUGCAUGUUUUUAGACCUUUGUGUAAUUCAUGCGUUUCAUUGUUAUA
Messenger RNA from Oryza sativa Japonica Group (Japanese rice), 1479 nucleotides. Its product is annotated as protein POLYCHOME. The record is from RefSeq and is a predicted model, not a curated record. Gene Ontology annotation, cellular component: nucleus. NCBI's taxonomy places the organism in Eukaryota, Viridiplantae, Streptophyta, Magnoliopsida, Poales, Poaceae. Gene Ontology annotation, biological process: regulation of nuclear division; negative regulation of ubiquitin protein ligase activity.